ACUUUCGCUGAAUCGUGAUAGUAAAAAUAGAAGAAAUCGGAAUAAUGCCAUGGCUAGAAACGAAGAAAAACAAUUAGCAAGAUUGAACAGGUUUUACUUACAGCAACAAAAAGAUGAACAAUUGAAGAAAAAACCACCAAGACCAAAACUUAAUGACCUUUACUCAGCAGAUGAAGUAAAGAAAUGGCUGCCAUCAAUUAAAGAAGACAUAAACUACUACCUUGCACAAUCGUCUGUACCUUGUUACCCACAGAAACAAAUAGAAGAGUUUAAUAGAAGAAUAGAUAAAUUACAAGGAGAAUAUCGAGCCUUCCUUCGCAAAUUGCGCUUUCUUGAUCCUGAUAUUAAGAGCACCCCAUGGACCAACAGACCUUACAGCUCAAAAAGAUCCAAAAUUAAUUCAGCAAAUCAAAUUAAUGAUUCUGGUGAUACAGUUUUAUCCGAAUCGUCAAAUGAGAAGAAAAGCAAACUUUCUGUAGAUUUGUUAAUACCAACUCCAGUAUUAGAUAAUGAUAAUAGUUAUAAAACAGAAUAUGGGUAUCAAGAACAAAAAACUAUUAUUCCUAGUGUGAAUUUUGAUUUGCAGGACGAACCCUUACAGUUUGAUCAAAUAAAUAUGCCAGCAAUAACAUGGGCAACAAAAAUCAGUAGACAAUCAGCAAAUCAUGAUGAAAAGAACAUUAGAUCCACUGUAGGAACAUGCUCUAGCAACAUGGAAAUUCCAGAAAACAGACAUCAGAGUGUUAAUAUAACAAAUCAUAAAGAAAAGAAUUCUUUUCUUUGUGAUCAAAUGACAGAAGACAAUUUAAUUAAAGACAAUACAGAUAAAGUGAAAAUAUCGUCAUCUUUAGAUUUUUUAUCAGUGUAUAUUGACAGUGAUUCUGAAGAUGAUAAUAUGUGAUAAUAUAAAUUGUAGAAAUCA
Molecule: messenger RNA, 922 nt
Organism: Patella vulgata (common limpet)
Lineage: Eukaryota; Metazoa; Mollusca; Gastropoda; Patellidae
Exons: 5
Coding region: 50-901 (283 amino acids)
Biological process (GO): generation of catalytic spliceosome for second transesterification step
Source: RefSeq, a predicted model, not a curated record